AUUUCUCCUUCUUUAUUUCUUUCUAUUUCCUCUCUUUUUAAUUUAUUCAUCAAUGGCAUCUACUAAAGGUAAGAUUCCCACCAUAGAUUUUUGCAAUCUUGAGCUAAAACCAAACACUCCACAAUGGGAAUCAACAAAAGUUCAAGUUUUUGAAGCCUUAAAAGAAUUUGGUUGUUUUGAAGCAAUAUAUGACAAAGUUCCAAAUGAAAUUAGAGAGGGCAUGUUUGAUAAUUUAAAAGAAGUAUUUGAUUUUCCAUUGUCCAAAUUGAUAGAAUAUAGAGAAAAACCCUUUCAUAUAUAUGAUGGGAAAAUUCCAAGUAUACCACUCUAUGGUAGUGUGAGCUCUGCUGAUUUGGUCCUCCCAAAUAGUAUUGAAACAUUUGCCAAUACCUUUUGGUCUGAUGGAAACCCUAACUUUAGGCAUGGACAAAUAAUAGUUUGACAUCUGCUGAACACAGAGUAGUACCAACAGGAGACAAAGAUAGAUUAUCUAUUCAAUUAUUUUCCAUACCACAUCCAGAUUAUACUGUGAAGGACCCCAAAAGAAUUAGUGGAUGAAGACCACCCUUUACUCUUCAAGCCUUUUAACUUGCUUGAAUUUCAUAAAUAAACUAUGUCAGGUGAUAAAAAUGGAAUUAAUCUCAAGAAUUAUUGUGGUCUUUAAAAUUUUUGUAGGGUAUGAAAAUUUAUAUAUGUGUAUUUUCUUUAUGAAUAAAAUGUAUCGUAUGUAUGGGUGGUUGAAAAUUUAUAUUUGAAUGGUUAUUGCAUAUGAUUACAUAACGUA
This is a messenger RNA of Solanum tuberosum (potato), 784 nucleotides long. RefSeq names its product probable 2-oxoglutarate-dependent dioxygenase AOP1.2. Lineage: Eukaryota; Viridiplantae; Streptophyta; Magnoliopsida; Solanales; Solanaceae. The record is from RefSeq and is a predicted model, not a curated record. Bases 53 to 442 code for a protein of 129 amino acids. The transcript is spliced from 2 exons.